Amborella trichopoda is the source of this 1075-nucleotide messenger RNA. Its product is annotated as SNARE associated Golgi protein family. Lineage: Eukaryota; Viridiplantae; Streptophyta; Magnoliopsida; Amborellales; Amborellaceae. The record is from RefSeq and is a predicted model, not a curated record.
GAAAUUCUUUCAAAUUGUAAAUACCAAAAUCUCUCUCUCUCUCUCUCUCUCAAAAUGUGCCCUUUGAGACCAGGGCCUUCUCCUCCUACACCCACACUUUCUCUCUCUUCCCCUCUCUUUCUCCCUCUAAAACCCCUCUCCCUUUUCUCUCACCUCCCCAAUUUCAGACCCAAACGGUACCACAUUUUCAGACCAUGCUCUUCUCUCAAGGAAACCAGGAAAGAGGCUUCACAGAAGGUUUCGAGCGUUCCUCCUAACCUUAGGAUCGAAAAGGCCCAGAAUAGUGAUGAAGAGACAGAGGAGAGAAAAAAGAUUCAGAUUGUCAAUGAAGAGAAAGAAACUGUGGAAGAGGACAGUGGUGGAGAGACUGCUUUGAAAGGAACUGUUUUGGCUGGGGUUUUGCUUGUUGGGGUUAUCGGCGGGUUUGGAUCUGUGGGCUAUAUCUAUCGCGAUCAAAUUAAUGCUUUUCUUACACAGUUCUCAGGCUUCAUUGAGGAUUAUGGACCAGCUGGGUAUGCUUUAUUUGUGGCCGUUUAUGCUGGAUUGGAGGUUCUUGCAAUUCCAGCCAUUCCGUUGACAAUGUCUGCUGGACUUCUGUUUGGAACAGUUACAGGCACUAUUAUUGUUUCGAUCAGCGGAACGGUCGCAGCGACAGUUGCCUUUCUUAUUGCAAGAUACUUUGCUCGAGAACGGAUUAUGACAAUGGUGGAGGGAAAUAAAAAAUUUCUUGCCAUUGAUAGGGCCAUUGGUGAGAAUGGCUUCAAAGUUGUUACUCUUCUGAGACUAAGCCCUUUGCUCCCAUUUUCUCUCGGAAACUAUCUCUAUGGAUUGACCUCGGUGAAAUUUGUUCCUUAUGUUUUGGGCAGUUGGUUAGGAAUGCUUCCUGGAACUUGGGCUUAUGUCAGUGCUGGUGCUUUUGGCCGGGCCAUAAUUCAAGAAGAGUCAGAUGUGGGUUUGCCAGGUGGAAACGGUCAGUUAGUGACUCUUGGACUUGGCCUCUUGUUUACCGCCAUUGCUGCAGCUUAUGUCACACAGCUUGCAAAGGAUGCAGUAAAGGACAUCGAUGAAUAAGACA